Acanthoscelides obtectus is the source of this 1258-nucleotide messenger RNA. The record is from the annotation of a GenBank genome assembly. Lineage: Eukaryota; Metazoa; Arthropoda; Insecta; Coleoptera; Chrysomelidae.
GGCAGUUCCAAGGAAGUUUCAUCUUGUUAACAGAUGACAUCCACAUUUGGCCAAACACCCAUCCAAAUCAAAGUAGGCUCAAUAAAAAAAUGUCGCAUUUUCAUCUGGUUCAAACAUGCGGGGGUGUCCUACAUCUGCUAAAGCCAUCCAAAUAUGACAAAUUGGCCCGAACCGUGCCGGGCUACUGAUGGUGUGUCCCGCACUUGUUGCUCAUUUGGUUUCGUCGCGAGGCCGCAACAGACGCUUUCAGACAACCGUUGCUUGCCGUUCCCAGUAUUCCCGUACGGUCUCAAAUAGGGACUAAUUAUCGAUGAUUAACGCUCAAAUUGAGGGAAAUUAAAUAACGUCGCUAUAGGCUAGUGGCACUUGCGGACUACAGACGAAGAAGUGCGUUUGUUUUAUGUGGUUACUAGUGGAUUACUAGUGGUGGCUAUUUUAUAUUCUAGGAUAGAAAAUGGAGUUUAUGCAGUAUAGACCAGAACAGAGUUUUGCAAAAACCACUAUCCAAGGUAAACGAAAGAAGCAAAACAAUGUUCGUAGCCAGGAUGAAGACGCUGGUACUGUCAGACAAAGAAGUCAAGCAAAUGCUAGGGAGAGGGACAGGACACACAGUGUGAACACAGCAUUUUCAACAUUGAGGACGCUAAUCCCUACUGAACCCAAGGACAGGAAGUUGAGCAAAAUCGAAACAUUGCGGUUGGCUUCUAGUUAUAUAAAUCAUUUAGGUGCACAACUUAUGGCAGGUCCUAUUGAUCAACCAUGUCUCAGACUUCAGAAACCAUCAUCCGAUGACGACAGUUCUCGUCCACACACUGUUUGCACGUUUUGCAUAGCCCGCAAAAAUAAUAGAAGCUUCCUGACUGAGGAGUAUGAAUGUUCCAGUUUUGAGGGACAGAUCUACUUAGCUCCAAUGACGGCGACUUUGAAUGUUAAUGAUUUUACUAAUAGUAGCCUCGAUAGCUCGAAUGAGCUAACAAGUAUGUUUUGUUAAUAUUUUUUUCGAUUCAUGAGUUUACUUUUAGAAACAGAUCACCCUGACUUAGUAUACAAGUUUUAAGGGUUUCAGAAAAUGUGAGUGUUCCAAAUUUUUGUUGUCCAUUAGAACGUAAGAUAUGUCUAAUAUUUAAGAAUCUUGUGAUCCUUUUUACGAAGGUACAUUAGAGUAAUGUGCAAUUUAAUUUCUAAGUGUACUUAAACAUCACCAAAGUUAAUGUAACCGACAAAAUGUUUUUAUAUACUUUUUUAUAAAUAAUCCGAC